AUGUCUCCUACCGGUAGCAUUCCAACCUCCGCCUCAUCUCUGGUCGCAGCUGCAAAUGCCGCCAUUUCACCGGCAACCGCCAAAAUGGAAAACGACAGUUUCAAGAAACGUAAAAUCUCUGAAACUACGGAGGACAUUACGACAAUCGCUCGAACCUUUCUGGAAACGGCUUCUCCGUCCUUGUUGACAGUCUUGCAAGCACAUUCUGAUAAAAAGUCAGGAGAAGAUCGAUUGAUCAAAAUUGGACGAAUUGUCUUUGCGACCGUACUUCGAUACGGAUCGAAUGGCACCAACGCUGAUCCAACCAAGCUGGAAGCAGCAUUGAUAUUGGUGGCAGAAGAAGCCAAUCAAUUGGCAACUAUUCUCGAGGGAAAGACGACCAAAAAGGUACCGACGGUUCGAUUCGGCAAGACGGAAUUGCAAAUGCCUAUUGUCACGUUGGGAUGUAUGCGCUUUCAACAAUCUUGGAAUCGCGGCGAUGCAAACACGGUAUUGGACAUGACUCAAGUACAAGACGAGUGCCAAGAAAACUUGGUCCAGAUUCUUCGUUAUGCUUUCCAAUGUGGAGUGACUCACAUCGAGACGGCCAAGGGAUACGGAAGUUCCCAGUUGCAGCUCGGUUUCGCCUUGAAGCAACUUUUCGACUCGGGAGAAAUCAAGCGUGAGGAUCUCAUUAUUCAAACCAAGCUUCCAGUUGGAACCAAUACCCCGGCAGCGUAUCGAGAUGCCAUCUUGCAAAGCAUCAAAUUGUUGCAAUUGGAUUACAUUGAUCUCUUUGCAGUGCACGGGCUCAACCUUCAAUCCGACUACGAUGCCCUCUUUGACAAUCCAAAGGGAAACGCGUGCGAAGGUCUUACCGAAUUGAAACAAAAGGGCAAGAUUCGACACAUUGGAUUCUCGUCUCAUGCUCCUGCCGCACUCAUUCAAAAGGCAAUUGAAACUGACUUCUUUGACUAUGUCAACUUGCAUUAUCAAUGGUGCGGGUCGUACACUGCCUCUGGAGAUCUAGAAGAAGCGGGAAAUCUUUCCAAUAUCCGCUUGGCCCACAAGAAAGAUAUGGGAAUCUUUAUCAUUUCAGUCUAUGAUAAGGGUGGUAAAUUGUACAUGCCAUCCAACAAGCUUCGCGAUUUGUGUUUGCCAGAUAUGGAACCCAUGACAUAUGGAAGCAUUUGGUUGUGGCAACACGAGACCUUUGAUGAUGACAAAGCUCCGACUCACACGUUCACGGUGGGUGCUGCGAGACCAAGUGAUCUCGACCAGCCCAUUCUAUCGUCUCUGGCCUUAGCGGACAACCCAAAUGACUUGGCCGAACGUCGAGAAAGGAUCACUACCCGUUUGAAUCAAGCCAUGGUAGAUGCAUUGGGACAGGAAUGGAUGGAUACCUGGCACCGGGGAGUGCCAAAUGCCUACGAGUCCAAAUACCAGACCCAUCACACUUUUCUGGUUUGGUUGCACAACCUAAUCAAAGGAUGGGGAAUGGUGGACUUUGCCAUAGAUCGAUAUGAACCAACUGCAAACUUUCUCAAGAACUGGAGUGUUGACAAGACCAAGGAGGAAAACAUGAAGAAGAUGGGUGGCGGAUUUGGAUGGAUGCCGGGUGUCGCAGUCACUUCUUCUCUGGAUUAUACUCCCGACUUUGCAAACUGCCCAGAGGAAAACAAGAAACGUUUGAUGGAAGCCAUUCAGUUUGUCGAUGAGUGGGCAUCAAAAACAGCCGAGGGAGAAGAACCGAAGAAACGCCCAGAUGAUUGGGAAGCCGCCUUUGACAUGCGACCAUGGACGGCCUUCCCAGAGAGAAAGGAGACACCCUUAAGCAAGAGACUAAAGCAUUGA
Cylindrotheca closterium is the source of this 1833-nucleotide messenger RNA. The record is from the annotation of a GenBank genome assembly. Lineage: Eukaryota; Bacillariophyta; Bacillariophyceae; Bacillariales; Bacillariaceae.